UAAAGAGGAAAGUUAACAGGGGAAGCAUGUUGAGCUACAAUAGCUCCUCUUAAAUACAUGGAAACUCUCUAUUACUUAACGUGCCAUGUAAUAAUAUUAAACUGAGUUAAAAUAUCAAAUAAAGGAAAAAGAUCUUCAAUAAAUAAUUAGAUUAAGUAAGUUGUGGAACAAUUUGAAGAAUAAAAAGGUAAAUGUUUACAAUUUAUUACAGAAGAAGAAGACCAUAAUAACAAUGAGAAAAUAACCAAAUAUCUACCUUCCUCUUUCUUUAUUUUCUUCUUCUUCCUUAUUGAUCUUUUAACCAAAAAUAAAUAAAUGAUACGGCCUUUUAUAAUUCAUAAUCAGAUUAUACAUUCAAGGAAUCCUUAUAUUCAUAAAUGUUGUGGCUGCAUACAUUUAAGAAUAGGAGCCUUCUUUUCUUGUUUAAUAUGGAUGGGACUUUCUUUAUAUUUUACAAUAUUAUCAUUUCAGGCUAAAAGUCCUUUUUAUACUCAAAUGAGCGAUAAUAACACUGGAGUUUAUCUAUUUGGUUUAAUCAAUCUUAUUUUUUUUACUAUUUGUUUAGGGUCAUUAAUUCCUAUUUAUUUGAGAUCUGCAAAUGGUAUGCGAAUAGCCUCAUUAACCAUAUUUAUUCUAGUCUUUAUUUUGUUAUUGGAUACAUUUAUAAACACAGUUUUAUUCAUCGUUCAAAAGGACAAUUAUAUUCAACAUUGCAGUGAUAUAGAUUUAAACCCCUAUAAUCUCGAUUUCACUAUUCUUGAUGAAAACCGAUUUAUAGGGAAAGAAGAGUUUUUCAACUGUAACAAAACUUGGGAAAAUGAAUUAAAGUUUACGAUUUUAUCAACUAUAAUAAUGAUAAUAACUUAUUCAUAUUGGACAAUUACUAUUUAUUCCUUUACUCGAAAACUUAACCUAGAAUUAAAAACAAUUAUUUAUAGACAAAUGUCACAUAUGCCGUCUGCAGCCAUAAUGGGAAAUAUUAUACCUCCACAAAGGCCAAUUGUAACCGGAGCAGAUAUCAUGUUGUAAUUGGAACAGUGGGUCGGUACAACAAUCCAAAAUUGGAUGAUUAUAAUACACUGUUUAUUUUAUAUUUCAUAUAUUUUUUUUUCUUUUUCUUUUCUUUUUUUUUCAUUUUUCUCUUCCCUUUCCUCUCUAUCAUAUAUACAUACAUAUUUUUAUAUAUAUUUUUUUUUCUUUCAU
Messenger RNA from Cokeromyces recurvatus, 1203 nucleotides. RefSeq lists its product as uncharacterized. NCBI's taxonomy places the organism in Eukaryota, Fungi, Mucoromycota, Mucoromycetes, Mucorales, Mucoraceae. Bases 316 to 1029 code for a protein of 237 amino acids. The record is from RefSeq and is a predicted model, not a curated record. The transcript is spliced from 5 exons.